This is a messenger RNA of Linum trigynum, 3740 nucleotides long. Lineage: Eukaryota; Viridiplantae; Streptophyta; Magnoliopsida; Malpighiales; Linaceae. The record is from the annotation of a GenBank genome assembly.
UAUUUAAUGAAUUAAAUAGUUAACUUUACUAUUAUUUAUAUAUUUAUUUAUUUUAAAAAAUAAUUAUUUUUAUAUAUUUAUCACUAUUAACAUACUAUUAAAUGUAAUAUUAACUUAGAGACAACGUAAAAUACUCGUACAUAUUUUAUACGUAACUUUCCUAUACCGUAUUUUAUUAACUAUAUUUCCACAAGCACCUUUGCAUACCCUAGAUGCCCACCCAACAUUGUAGUUUGAUCCACACCUAGAGGUACGCUAACCAGCUAGCCAUAUGACUGAGACCUCAAAUGAUUUAAGUAGUUUGACUAAUUGGUUGGAUUUUACCAAAAUUCAUCGUCAGAUUGGUUUAAGUAGUUUGAAUUUGUCAUACUCUGUACUAACUAUACCAACCAACAUAACAAAUUUCACUUAUGAUAAAUAGGAACCAAAUCAAGGGAGCGGUUAGCGUGACUACCCUCCUAAGGGGGUCUGAUUUUUGACACCCCUUUUAGAUAUCGUCCAUCUAAUCCAAUGGUAAGGAUUAAUCAUGUAUUAAUUACAAAAUCCUCUCACUAGGUAUUAAUUACACAAUUGAAACUGAUUAUUGUGUAUUAGGUAUUAAUUACACAAUAAGUUUCUCUCACUAUAUUGGAAAAUGGAAAGAAUCUAGGAAAAAACAGUUCACACCCCUAAUUCAAAAAUCAAUCCCAUUUUUUUCACCUUUCUCCUUCUCUCUCCCUCGAUUUCGCUCUGCCCCUGCUCGCCGCCGUCACCUCUUCCCCGCCACAGUCCAUGGUUUCUGAUCGUCGACGCACCAACAAAAUCCUCUCCCUCCGACUCUCCCCCAUCCUCCGUCGUGGGCUAAGUCUCGGAUGAUGGUUGUCGUUGUUCUCCGAGCAACACCAGGCUUGCCGCCACGACUCUCCAUCUCCUUCCACAAAGCUCGGCACUGCAAAGGGAUUGACGGAGAAGACGACGACCCUCCUCACCUUCCCUACGAGAUGACUUCACUCAUGUCGUUCCUGCGGUGACCCUCCUCCCCUUCCCGGCGAAGAUGACGACGAAGAAACUGAGGUAGCUCUCUCUCCCCUACUGUCUCUUUCUCCCAAACUCAAAUCUGGGUUUUCGUGUGGAUUUUUUCAUGUGGUAUUAGUACCAGUGUACUGGUAUGUCUAUCACUGGAGUAGUAUGUCUAUCACUGGAGUGGUAUUAGUACCAGUGUACUGGUAUGUACUACUGAUUUAUAUCACUGCAGUGAUAGUUGCAAAGAUGUAUUGGUAAUUCUACCACUGAAUUCUACCACUAUAGUGAUAGUUUUCUUACUUAUCAAACUCAUAUUUCUAUCACUGAAUUGAUAGUGUUGAUUAUUGUCUGUAGGAAUGGUCAAGACGAAGAGACCGUAACUUGGAGUGCCUAAAGGAAAGAGUCAUGGAAGCUAUUUCCUCGUUAUGUAGAAGUUGGGGUAGGUCAAGAUCAUUCAUCGGGUGCGAGUACCAACAAGAAGCAACGCUGUGAGAGCCACCGUCAGAGGAAACGCACCAAUGGACUGGUACAUGUACCAGUGGAGUGGUACGCGUACCAGUGGAGUGAUACUAGUGGAGUGGUACGUGUACCAGUGGAGUGGUACUAGUAACCAUAUGUCCUGUUUAGGCUUAAAAAAAUUGUGAAGACUUUAUGUUUAUUCACAUUCGAAGGAUAAUUUAUUGCUUUUGGCAUUGUUGUUGGCAUUUCCCUGAUUUUGCAACCCAUUUUGGAACACAACUUUUGGCUACUAAUAUAAAGUUCCUAUUUUGUUGACUGAUUUAAAUGUUUAUUGUGUUGCUUGUGCCAGAAUUAUAUUUCAUGAUCAAGUAAGUAUUGAGUAUUGGUAUAUUGAGGACAGUCUUAAUUAGUAUCAGUUCAGUGGUAUAAGUACCAGUUAAUUGAUAUGUAUACCAGUCUAGUGGUAUAGUACAAGUUCAGUGGUAUAUAUGUACCACUGAAGUAGUAUGAUUACCGCCGAAGUUGUGCGAAGACCAUUUCUAUUCAUUACUCGUCGGCAAAGAUAUUUCAAUGACAUUGAAAGAAGUUGACCAAUAAUUAAGACAAAAGAAAAAUAAUAAAAUCAAUUCCAAACUUCAAAAGUGGUGGAGACCACAAUAUUUUCAUGACGAUGUAUUCCAAACUCCACUAGUACACGUACCACUCCACUGGUACAUGUACCAGUCCAUUGGUGUGUUUCCUCUGCCGCCUAGUGGUACCACCCUCACCUUCAGAUUCUGUCGCCGCCACUUAGGGUUGAUCGAAUCUCUACCGUGGAAGGACGGUGGUCAAGAGGAAAAGAUCAAGCGCAGGCCGUGGAUAAGAGGAAGUUGUUGGAAGGUGAUGUUUGAGAUGGAAGACGGAGGACGGCAGACGGCCGACGACAUGGAUGGUCGGACUUGUUGUAAGGGCGGCGGGGAUAUCCGCCAGCCGUGUAAUGAUGAACCAGAGCUAUGGUUCUCCACAACAAUGGAAAGAAACAAGGGGAAAUAGCAGAGGAGGGAGGGGGGAAAUAGAAACAAAGGGAAAGGGAGUAGAAACGCCACAGAGGGAAAGGGGAUCCAGCUAAAUUGCCCCAUUCCCGUGCAUAAUUAAUAUGACAAUUAAUUCUUUCUCCAUUCAUAUUUAUUUGGGACAGCCAUUAAUACUUAUCUAAUAAUUAAAUAUAAAACUGACCAAUCAAUAGGAAGGUGUCGAAAAUCACUACCCCUUUAGGGGUUAGCAUAGUAUCCGGCCCCCCAAAUCAAUUAUCCAAACUAGCUCCUGACAUGUGCACAGGGUAGAUAAAAAAACCCUAACUUUGAACAAUAUGCAAUGAAUUUUCGCUGCACUGAAUUGACUAAAGUCACAUGUGAUUUUUCUUUCAUAGUAAUAUAUGUCAUUACGAUAUGCAAUGAAUGUUUACGAGUAGGGCUGAAAAUUUGUUUGUCCCAUCUCUGUCUCGUCUCUGACCCUGUCUGAUCGGUCCCUGAAGGGCCAAGAUGUAUAACUGACCCGUCCCUGUCUCCUUCUUGACCCUGUCUGACCCUCAAGGGACAGGACGGGCCGGGACAGGCCGGGUCAGUGGGUCGACCCUAAUCAACACACUACUUUUUUACAAAUUACGUUUGGUACCCAAAAUUAUUUUUUCUUACAAUUUAGCACCUAAAAUUUAUUUUCUUACAAAUAAGUUAAUAAUUUGAAUGGUAAAAUUACGUUUUGGUACCCAAAAUUUUUAAUUUUUACAAAUUAGUACCUAAACUUUUAGAACUUUACAAAAAGGUCCAAUGUGGUGUGAGAUAUUUGUUGUUGCUAAGGGUCACAUGAUCAAAACCUGACCCGUCCCUAAGUUGUCCCUACUCGUCCCGACCCUUACAGGGUCAACAAAUGACACGUCCCUAAUUUGUCCCUGUAGACAAACUGACCUGUCCCGACCCUUAGCGACGGGACGGGUCGAGACGGGUCAGUGGGUCUUCCGGAUCAAGCUUUCACCCCUAUUUACGGGGACAAAAAAUAAUCAAGUUGCAUACAUAAUUAGCUCAUACAAGUUGUACAUGCUGUAGAGUUAUGGAUAGGUAACAAAUAUUUUCUAAUGCUAUACUUCUAGGUUGAUUAGACGAACAAUUUAAAUAUUUAGUAACCAAGGUCCAAGCGAUUAGUAUAAAAAAAUGUUAACGUUGUUGAUGUUAUGUUCUGAGGUUGGUCUAAUAUCAAUCAUUCGCCAAAAUAUUGAGAGUUUCUAAUGAAUUAAAAUAGUAAGU